CUGGUAAAAGAGUAGUAGGUAAAGUCCAAUGAGAGAGAAGAGAGUAAAGUAACGGCAAAACACAUGACAAGGUUGAGUUUGACAGAGCGAUACCCAUUAUUUUCAAACACUGAUUCAUACGUUGAUUGAUAGACAGAUAUUACAUUCCACCCUUUCCACUUUCAGCUUGUUCCCUUCCCUCAUACCAAAUCAAAGUACUCUUUUAAACUUAGCUUAACGUUCUCCUUCCAAUAACGUUCUUCGUUAUUUAGAUUCUUCACCUUCUCUCUGCAGCUAAUAAUACCCAUUUCCACAAAAACACCAAAGCCAACACCUUUUCUUUGUCCUCUUCUUCCUAUUGCAAUAAAACCACCCUUUGGCCCACACCCACAUGGCAUAGCAAACCCAUUUGGUCGGUUAAGUAGGGUUGGGUUGGGUUGGGUUGGCAUCAUAAACCUUAAGUCUCUCUCUUCUUUGGAAAUCCCUAAUUUUUUUGGGUUGGGGGAUGGCGGUGGAGCAGGGUGUUGAGAUGGUGGCAUUGGAGUGUUUGGGUAAAGGGUUUGAUUUGGCUAGUGAUUUUCGUCUGAGAUUUGCUAAGGGAAUUCGUGAAGGAAAGAGUAGUGGUAGUAGUAGGAGGUUGGUGGUGCUUGAUGAACAGAACAAGAGGGAUAUCUUGAUUCCUGGAACUGGAGGAAUUACCAUUAGAGGGGUUUCUGAGAAUAUUCGUUGUGAUAAAGGGGAUAGAAUUCGCUUCAAGUCUGAUGUACUUGAAUUCAACCAGAUGUCUGAGUUGCUUAACCAGAAAUCAGCAGUGCAAGGAAAAGUGCCUUCUGGCUACUUUAAUGCUCUUUUUGAUUUGAGUGGUGAUUGGUUUCGUGAUGCUGCUGACACCAAAUAUCUUGCUUUUGACGGCUAUUUCAUUUCACUAUACUAUUUGCACCUUACUGCUUCCCCACUAAUACUGCAAGAGGAGGUAAAGAAGUCUGUUCCGGCCCAGUGGGAUCCAGCUUCGUUGUCUAGGUUCAUCCAGACAUAUGGUACACACAUAAUAGUAGGUAUGGCUGUUGGAGGUCAAGAUGUAAUCUGUGUCAAACAAAAACAUUCUUCGAAGAUUCCUCCUGGUGAUCUCAGAAGACAUCUGGAGGAUCUUGGAGAUUUUUUAUUUUCAGAUGUGAGAAGCCCUUCUUUACUGCAGAGGAAGACAGCAGAUGGCAAACAGAAGGUCCCUGAGGUCUUUAACCGAGUGAUGCAAUCAAACACAAUGCAGUUCACUAGUAUUUCAGAAACAUCAAGCAAGGAAGGUCUGACUAUCAUCUGCUCAAAAAGAGGAGGAGAUAUAUUCAAGCACAGUCACUCAAAUUGGCUCCAGACAGUGCCUUCUAACCCUGAAGCAAUUCUUUUCAAGUUUGUUCCUAUUUCCUCUCUUCUGACAGGAAUUCCUGGAAGUGGCUAUCUUAGUCAUGCAAUCAAUCUGUAUUUACGCUAUAAGCCCUCUCCUGAUGAUUUACAAUAUUUUUUGGAGUUUCAAAUUCCAAGGCAAUGGGCACCCAUGUUUUGCGAGCUUCCUCUCAGGCAUCAGCGGAGAAAGAGUUCUUCCCCAGCCCUGCGAUUUAGUUUCAUGGGUCCGAAGCUUCAUAUCAUCUCUACACAGGUGGUAAGCGAACAAAAACCUGUGGUUGGCCUCCGCUUGUACUUGGAGGGCAGGAAAUGUGACAGACUUGCUUUGCAUAUACAUCAUCUUUCAAGCCUCCCAAAUAAGAUGAUCCUUUCUUCAGGAACCUCAACUCAAACCAUGCCAUCUAUGUGGCGAGGAUCUGAUGAUAAUGAAUCAAGUGACCAAUUUCUGGAGCCAAUCAGAUGGAGGAGAUUCUCAAAUGUGUGCACAGCAGUUGUUAAGCAUGACCCUAACUGGUUAAACAGUUCAAGAGGUGUUUAUAUUGUAACUGGUGCACAACUUCUUAGCAAAGGGAAUUGGCCAAGGAAUGUGCUUCAUCUGCGUCUCCUCUUUACUCAUAUACCCAAUUGCAGUAUCCGGAAGACAGAGUGGGCUACUGCACCAGAGGCUUCAAGAAAAUCAUCUUUUCUCACAAAUUUAAGCUCAACAUUUUCAUUCACACAGCAGAGCACCACUGGUCCUCCAAAGCAGGCUCCAACUGCACUUAACUCUGGCAUUUAUCCAGAGGGGCCACCGGUGCCCGUUCGAUCCGGUAAACUACUUAAAUAUGUGGAGACAGCUGAGGUUGUGCGCGGACCGCAUGAUGCUCCUGGCCAUUGGUUAGUGACAGCUGCAAAGCUUGUGGCCGAUGGUGGUAAAAUUGGAUUACAGGUGAAGUUUGCAUUGUUAGACUAUUGGUGAUUCCAGGGUACUAUUCACCCUAUCCAGAGUAAUACAUUGGAUUGGAUUGGUUGUCUGUGUUGUUGCUUCAAUUUUAUUUUUUUUCGAAACUAUAGAUCACUUGUAUAUAUUCUUUCUAAAGGCUUUGUACAGGACAGUAUAAAUGAGUGGCUGUUGACAUCAGGCAAUAGAAAUUUAAAAUUUGGCUAU
This is a messenger RNA of Abrus precatorius (Indian licorice), 2524 nucleotides long. Its product is annotated as MACPF domain-containing protein At4g24290-like. The transcript is spliced from 7 exons. Gene Ontology annotation, cellular component: plasma membrane. NCBI's taxonomy places the organism in Eukaryota, Viridiplantae, Streptophyta, Magnoliopsida, Fabales, Fabaceae. The coding region runs from base 485 to 2335 and encodes 616 amino acids. The record is from RefSeq and is a predicted model, not a curated record. Gene Ontology annotation, biological process: plant-type hypersensitive response; regulation of salicylic acid mediated signaling pathway.